Chlamydomonas reinhardtii is the source of this 1857-nucleotide messenger RNA. RefSeq lists its product as uncharacterized. Gene Ontology annotation, molecular function: serine-type endopeptidase inhibitor activity. Lineage: Eukaryota; Viridiplantae; Chlorophyta; Chlorophyceae; Chlamydomonadales; Chlamydomonadaceae. The transcript is spliced from 4 exons. Bases 140 to 1792 code for a protein of 550 amino acids. The record is from RefSeq and is a predicted model, not a curated record.
GUCCCAACACCCUUCAGCAGCUGCUGGCACACUGAAUUCCGACCCAGCGCCUCACCUCUCUCGCCCAGAACUGCAGCUCCCAUACACGCGCGAGUCGCCUUCCUCGCGGGCGCCAGUACAGUCUCUCCCGCGGCCACCUAUGGCCUGCUGUUGCAGCUCUGUGCGGCUGCCAAUGCCCAUGCAGCAACAACAAAGGCGGCAGCGGCAGCCGCCGGCAGCUGCAGCUACAGGGGCAGCCCUGGGCCGACUGCCUGCUGCUGCAGCGCUCGUCGUGGCCUGCGUGCUGCUGGCACUGGCGCAGCCAGGGCACUGCCAGCCGCAGCAGCUGGCGGGUGUGCCCUCCGUGUCCCAGGUCGCAAGUCAGGUGUCCUCAUCAGGCUCCUCAUUCAUUGCGGAGGCCCUGGCGCGCCGCCGCGCCGGCAUCGGCAGUAGCACGCCGGCGCCGACGCCUGUGCCGGACAGCACUACCGCCACCGCCGCAGCCGCGCCCGCAGCCGCACCCGCAGCCGCGCCCGCAGCUCCGGCGGCCACUCCGGCAGCAGCGCCCACAGUUGCUCCAGCGGCUGCUGCGCCUGCCGCCGCGGCUUCCCCCACCGCCGUCACCGAUAAAUCGACAGCGCCUGCUGCUGCGGCACCAAGCGCCGCGAACACCACGGCGUCCGGCGAUGCAGGUGCGGCCGGCGGGCGACAAGCCGCCGGUGCCGGCGACACCGCCGCCGUCACUACGCCCACGCCGGCGGCGACGCCAGCAGCAGCAGCAGCAGCCGUAGGCGCAGGCGCAGACGCCACCGCACCGUCCAAUUCCACUGAGGCAACCGACACCACCACAGAGGAGGAGGAGGGAUACCUGCUUGAUGAGGGAGCGGCAGCGCCAGGCGCGGGCGAUGCCACGGCCACAGCCAUCCCCCAGCCUGACGGCGAGGGCGCCCCAUCAGUCCCAGCCGCUACAGCUGCUGCUACAGCCCGUGGCAACGGCUCAGCUCCUGCAGAUGCGUCCUCCCUCUUCCUAAAGCAGGCGGCGGCGGCAGCCGCCGCCGCCACCAACACCACCGCGCCUGUUGCCGCCGGCGCUGCCGCGGCCCCUGCGCCUGCAGGCAGUAGCAGUGGCAGCGGGGGUCAGGAGAACGUGAUGGUCAUGCUUUCCGGCAAGACGACAGAGGGCGGCAGUAGCAGCGGCAGCGACACCGCUGGCGGCAGUAGCUCGGGUCCGUUCGCGGACGCGGGGGUGACGGACGAGACGCCCGCGCCGGAGUCGGACUGCAGCCUGUCCCGGGACGUGGGCGUGUGCCGCGGCAGCUUCAUUCGCUAUCACUUCAACCUCGACACCAAGACCUGCGAGAAGUUCGCCUACGGUGGCUGCGGUGGCAACGGCAACAACUACGCCUCGUUGCAGCGCUGCGAGGACGUGUGCGGUGCCGCCAAGACAAGUGCUGCCGGUGCGGGCACGGAGCCAGCGCCAAGCGUGCAGCAGCCUGACCUGCGGUCCUCUGCAGCCUCCGAGCCCCAGCCAGAGCCGGCCGCCGCGGCGCCUGCGGCGGCGGCGCCUGCGCCAGCCCCAUCGUCUGCGCCUGCACCCGCGCCGGUUGCAGUUACGACCGAGGCCGCACCUGCGGACGCCAGUGCUGCACCGGCUGCCGCCGCCGCGCCCGCUGCGGCACCGGCCGCACCUGCACCGCCGCCACCGCCGCCUGCCGGCGGCUCCGCGGGCGCCAGCGUCCGCCCGGCGGCGAUGGCGGCUGUCUACCCGGCUGUGCUUGCGACGCUCGGGGCACUGUGCUUGGGAUUUCUCUAGGGCAAUACCUAAAUCACGGAGCACAUGUUGUGCUGUAGAGGGGUGUACGUUGUCAUAGUGGAAAG